Erigeron canadensis is the source of this 684-nucleotide messenger RNA. Its product is annotated as 60S ribosomal protein L14-2. NCBI's taxonomy places the organism in Eukaryota, Viridiplantae, Streptophyta, Magnoliopsida, Asterales, Asteraceae. The transcript is spliced from 5 exons. Bases 84 to 488 code for a protein of 134 amino acids. Gene Ontology annotation, cellular component: cytosolic large ribosomal subunit; ribosome. The record is from RefSeq and is a predicted model, not a curated record. Gene Ontology annotation, biological process: ribosomal large subunit biogenesis; translation. Gene Ontology annotation, molecular function: structural constituent of ribosome; RNA binding.
CAUAAGUUUCAAACCCUAGUUUCACUAUCUGUCUAUCACUACUGGCCACCCUUUCAUCUCGGCGAUUUAGGAGCACUUCCAAAAUGCCGUUCAAGAGGUACGUGGAGAUCGGAAGAAUCGCACUUGUUAACUACGGAAAGGAUUAUGGAAAGCUUGUUGUCAUCGUUGAUGUCAUCGAUCAAAACAGGGCUCUUGUUGAUGCACCUGACAUGGUUAGAGGUCAAAUGAACUUCAAAAGGCUAACCCUUACAGACAUCAAAAUUGAUAUCAAGAGAGUCCCUAACAAGAAAAGUCUUAUUGCUGCUAUGGAGGCUGCUGAUGUCAAAAACAAGUGGGAGAACAGCUCAUGGGGAAGGAAGCUUAUCGUGCAAAAGAAGAGGGCAUCUCUGAAUGAUUUUGACAGGUUCAAGAUCAUGUUGGCAAAGAUCAAGAAGGCAGGUGUUGUAAAGCAAGAACUAGCUAAGCUUAAGAAGGAAACAACCGCCUAGUUUUAUCCUUUUCCUUGAGUUAUUAAAGAUUUUGUUUGAACUGCUGUUGAAAAAGCCAUUUUUGGUUUGCUCUAGAAGCUUGUGACUUUACCCUUUUGUUUCUUUAUGUAUUAAGAGGAAGUUUAGCUAUCAGUUUGAAGCUUAUGUUUAAAUGUUUAAAUUCCGUCCUGUUAUGAAAAUGCUUAAUUUCAGUUUA